CAGCUCGGCUUGACCAAUCAGCUUGCAACAAACGCGCGAACGACAGGCAGAAAUUUGCCUGUCCCUGGGGAGACUGGGUGGAGGGUGCGCGCACGAGCAUGUGUGUAUCAUUAGGAGCGCGGCACAGAGAGCUGGAUGGAUACGCGCUUCUCUGGUCCUUAGUCCGCGGUGUGCUCAGCAUCUUUUCCAGCAGAGCCGUAUGGAGAGAGACUCCACAUCUCUCACACACUCAAAUAAAGCUAAAAUUCACUCGGACCUUAACCACGAUAAUAACCCCACAAGUCUGGAGCUCGAGCCCGCGAUUGAGAGGAAAGGAAUACAUUAUGCGUUUGAAACAAGGACUCUCAUUCUCUCCGAUGGGAAGUGACGAGUGUGACUGAUUGAACAUAAUAACGAUGGCAGACAAGUGGUCCAUCCCCCACAGGAACCUGAGCUCACCCUGCAAAUUUCCACUUUCCCAAUUUUUCCAUUACCCUAAGGAUACGCUGACCUUCACAUAUACAGUCUGCAUGACAAGCCAAAGCAGGGUAAAUUAAAAGGUUGCAACUCUCUGCCAAGGACGACAACAGGCAAAGUCGCAGCUUUGGCGGACUUGCCAUCAGCAGAAAUACACUGUGUUGUCAUAACAAAUGAUUCUGUAUUUGUGAAUUUAACGCCUCUAACACCAGACCCCACAAGGACCAAUUACAAGCUGAAGAGAGUAGGACCAAGAUGAAAGAUUUGCUGUUUGCAGUUUGUUUGCUGGCAGGACUUGUGCUGACUAAAUCAGUUCAGGCCUCUGAGAUGAGGGCUGUGUGCCUCAAGCUGUGCAAAUGUGAAGUCCGACCCUGGUUCUCUCCUUCGUCCAUGUAUAACGAGGCUCCGACUGUGGACUGUAAUGAUCUAGGACUUCUGUCUCUGCCGGGGAGAUUGCCCUUAGACACGCAAGUACUUCUAACACAGGCCAACAACAUCGCAAAGAUCAACAGUCCCAUGGACUAUCUGGUAAACCUAACCGAGGUAGACCUAUCUCGAAACAACAUUUCCUCAUUGAGUGAUGUCUAUCUAGGUCACCUUCCACAACUUCUGUCUUUGCACCUAGAGGAGAACUGGCUAAGCAGUCUUCAUGAUAAUUGCUUUGCACACUUCCCAAACUUACAAGAGCUCUAUGUUAACCAUAACCUACUCUCCUUGAUCAGUGCAGAGGCUUUCCAAGGGCUUAACAUGCUCUUGAGGCUCCAUCUUAAUUCAAACCAGCUGAGGGCCAUAAGAACAGAGUGGUUCCAGGAUCUUUCCCAGCUAGAAAUCUUGAUGAUAGGAGAGAAUCCAAUUGCCAGAAUACAAGACAUGAAUUUCAAGCCCCUUAUCAAUCUCCGCAGUCUUGUGCUAACCAGAAUGAACCUCACUGAAAUCCCUGACAGUGCCCUGGUUGGCCUCGAUAAGCUGGAAAGUGUGUCAUUCUAUGAUAAUAUGUUUCCAAAAGUACCUCAAGCUGCUCUCAGACAAGUGCGGAACCUCAAGUUUCUGGACCUUAACAAGAAUCCUAUCGAGAGGAUCAAAAGGGGUGACUUUGUGGACAUGAUCCAUCUGAAAGAACUUGGUAUUAACAGCAUGCCAGAGUUAGUUUCGAUCGACAGCUUUGCCAUGCAUAAUCUACCAGAACUGACCAAAAUCGAAGUCACGAACAACCCCCGACUUUCCUACAUCCAUCCAAAUGCAUUCUCCAAACUCCCAAGGAUAGAGUCCUUGAUGCUAAAUAGCAAUGCGCUCCGGGCGCUUCAUCAUGUCACGGUGGAAUCCUUGCCUAACCUUCAGGAGGUGAGCAUGCACACCAACCCCAUUUACUGUGACUGUGUCAUCCGCUGGAUCAAUAUGAACAUGACCAAGGUCCGGUUCAUGGAACCGGAUGCCCUCUUAUGCGCAGGGCCCUCAGAGUUUGAAGGUCGUCUUGUCAGGCAUGUGCACUUCCGUGAAAUGGCAGACAUCUGCCUGCCACUAAUUUCCCCGGAAAGCCUUCCCGAUCAGGUUAACGUGGGUAGCGGGCAUUCUGUGUCUUUGCACUGCAGGGCGUUUGCCGAUCCUGAACCUGAGAUCUACUGGGUCACGCCUUCAGGCGACAAGAUCUUGCCUCAGAUGGUUUCCAAGAAGUAUCACCUGCAUCCUGAGGGAACGUUUGACAUUUAUGGCAUCACAGAGAAUGAGGCUGGGCAGUACACCUGCGUGGCCCACAACCUCAUAGGUGCUGACAUGAGAUCCGUCUCGGUAGUUGUAAACGGGUACUUUCCACUGCCGGCAAAUGAAUCCCUGCACAUCCAAGUCAAAGGGACUGAGCCACAUUCGGUGAGGAUUUCUUGGGUGCCACCCAAGGGCAGUCUUGUGUCGAAUAUUAAGUGGUCGACCACAUCCCAGCGCCGCUCCUUGUUCACUGCACACGUGUUGUCUGAUGUAAAAACAUUCAACCUCACACACUUGCACCCACUGACGCAGUACGAGGUGUGUGUGGAAAUUACGGACCUGCAAAGCAGACAUUUGAAAAACUGCAUGAAUGUCAGCACCACUGAGGUUUUAACAGGAAAAACUGAUGAUGGUAUCGAUGACGGACUGAUAAUCAGCAUCACCGCGCUGCUCCUGAUCGUGUCUGCAGUGGCCUGUUCGUUCAUUUGCAUGUUGCAGAGGAGUGAUCACUUUUACAGGAAAUUACGAAAUCAGCAGUCUGAGAUGUUACCUUCACACAUUAAACCAAUCUGGGGGUCAAGGGCUAAAGCCAAUGAUCCAGAAACAGACUUGAUAAACUCAAUUUGAGAGAAGAGCAAUGUUUUGGGAUGCACUGGACACUGGACUGUGUGUCUAAUAUCGCUCUCAAUCUGAUACAGACUCACACCACUGGAUCAUUAUUAAAUGGAUUUCAAUGUGGUUUGUGGUUCAAGACAUUUCUUGCUAAAUCUGACAUUGAUUACCAAAAAGCCACUAAUUGUUUAAAUGUCACACUACACAGGGGAGCAUGAAGAGAAAUACUCUUUUCAUGCAGGAUCAAAGAACAGCACAUGAAAGGUUGGACCUGACUGUUUACACAGAGUGUAAAGCCUCAGUGGCCAAGUCUUUUUAUUGUGGGCUUGUAGCAACACUACUUGUGCUGUAUCAUCGGUAAAAUAAACAAUGUCAAGUUUAUGAUGGUCUACGCUUUGUAGAAUAGAUCAUAACACUUUGUGAUAAAAUACAUUUAUACAGAAAAUGCCAACUUGUUUUCAUUGCAAGUGUUUUUUACUCUUUAAAAAUGCCUUCAUUUGAAGAUUUGGUGCGUUGACCAACAGAAAGCUGGUUGGUUUGAAAGUGACUCCUGAAAGCUGUGCUUCAAACAUUGCUAUUGACUAUAGACAAUGGACCUUUUUUGCACACAAAAUUUCACAGAAAUUUCGCUAAUGUACAGGACAGUUAAUUAACUGAGAAAAAAACGUAUCACAAAUUAAUAGUCAUAGAGUGCACAGAUUUUAUAUUAGAUAUAUAUUCCUCCUGGUCCACAUGGACUUAAACUUGGUUCUCGCCUGUGUGUAAUCAAACGCAUUAAGUGAGACUGAUGCAGAGGCAAUUGUCAUUACAUUUUGCAUCUUUGCCUCAGACAGACGACUUGUCGUUGCAGUUUUAUUUUUGCUCUGGAGGCUGAACCCGUGCUCUGCUGCCACGUUGGAGCGCAUUCGCCACCAACUGGACAGGGGUGGGAAUUACAGUUAAAAGUUACAAUAGAUGUAAUCUGUCAAAAUGACGGAGGACCUUCAGAUUUUGUGUCACCGCUACAAAAAUUCAGUCAAUGAAAGAAAAUUUUUGGUUAAAGGGUUACUUCAGGAUUUAGCAUUAAGCUUUGUAUUAGUAGAAUACCACUAGUAUUUUCGAAUUACUGUGCUUUCCCCCUUCAUAUCAGC
This is a messenger RNA of Megalobrama amblycephala (Wuchang bream), 3896 nucleotides long. RefSeq names its product leucine rich repeat neuronal 3a (gene lrrn3a). The transcript has 2 exons. The record is from RefSeq and is a predicted model, not a curated record. NCBI's taxonomy places the organism in Eukaryota, Metazoa, Chordata, Actinopteri, Cypriniformes, Xenocyprididae. Gene Ontology annotation, molecular function: protein binding. The coding region runs from base 712 to 2781 and encodes 689 amino acids. Gene Ontology annotation, cellular component: extracellular matrix.